Messenger RNA from Clonostachys rhizophaga, 4476 nucleotides. Lineage: Eukaryota; Fungi; Ascomycota; Sordariomycetes; Hypocreales; Bionectriaceae. The record is from the annotation of a GenBank genome assembly.
AUGACGCUGCCCGCCAAUGCCGCCAUAGAUUCAGAAAUCAGCCGAGAAAUUGGCCAAGUAUGGAAGCAAGUCGAGAGCCGAGUCUUGCAGAUGGCGGGCGGGGAUGAAUCGAUGCUGGAGAAGGAUCUGACCAUUGAGAGCGUCAUUUCUUCCCUGAAUCAAACUCAGGCAAGCAACAAGAAGGAAGCAGAGAAGUACGGCCAGGUCAGGAACGUGUUCCAAAGAACACUGCAAUGUAUCCAGACCGUGGGAGGCAUUGUGACGACGGGUGUUUCAACGGUAUUCGCGCCAGCUAGCACUUGCUAUAAUGCUCUGUCGUUUGUCAUUCAGGCUUGGCAGGGCUAUGAGGGCAUUUUCGACAGUCUGACCUCUCUUCUCGAGAAAUGCAUUGAAUUCAUGGAUCGCUUGAGCAUUUACGCACAAGGUGGAAUGGAUUCUAAGCUAACGAUGGUCGCCUGUUUACACCUCCAAAUCUUCGUCGAGAUAUGCGAUCGCUGUCUGAAACUGAGACAGAAGCGACACAAGCUUGCGGCCUUCAUGAAACAACUGUUUCUCAACGACGACGGCGUCCAAGGUCUUCUGGCGAGCAUGAGCGGGCUGGUUGAUAAAGAGCGAGGGCUAGUUGCUGCCCAAACUUGGAAGUCAAGUAUUGAGGCGGCGGAGAAUUCAAGAGACGGAUUAUCACUCACCCGCAAAAUGCAUGCUAGCCUCAUGGAGGACAAAAGUAUGCUGAGGAAAGAGAAGGAUAUCAAAGUAUGGAAGCAGAGUAUUUUCACGACUUUGAAUUGCGCACAAGACAUCCUGGAGGAUGCCUCAACGAAGCCUUGGGAUGAGAUUUGGAACAGAUACAAGUCGAGUAUCCUUCAGGAUACCGGCGAGUGGCUUUUCCAAGAUGCCAAAUUCACCUCAUGGCUGAACGGUAACGACAGCAAAGACCGAAUUCUAGGCCUUCAGGGUGAAGCUGGAACUGGAAAGACUCUUCUGGCGGCCAACUUUAUACUGAACAUUCGAAAAGGAAAGCUGAAAGCCCCCGAAUAUUUGGGUUCCAGGGUUGUAGUCGCCCACAACUUUAUGGAUAUGGAGACAAAACCGACAGCCGUGGAUGAUAUCAACUCAAAAGCCGUUCUCAUGUCAAGCAAUCUGAUUUGUCAGCUAGCCUUAGCUGAUGAGUCGUUGAUGAAGAGUAUUGCGUCGAUAUGCGAUCGAUUAAAAUACCUAGAAAGCCCCAAAGAGAUGUGGUCUGAGUUGUUGUUCGACAAUGAAGACCUUCUUUCUAUGGAUAUCACAUUGUUCAUCGUCUUUGAUAGAAUAAUCGGCAGCAUUCGGCAUUUUUGUCAGAUUCUUCAAGGUCUAAUGAACAGCCCUAUUUCAGACCGAAUUCGCAUUAUGAUUACUGGAAGUAAAGACUUUUUUCGCGAGCUCGAGACGGUUGGUGGUAUCAAAGUUGCGAAAAUACCACUGGUACAAUCAAACGAGUCAGAUAUUGAGAUCUACAUCAAAGAUAGGAUGGACCAUAUGGACAUUCUCAAGGAGAAAACUCCAAGUGUGGUGGAUAUCAGAGCGCGAAUCCUCAGAGAGCUCCCAAAGUCCACUGAGGGUGACUACCAUAAGAUUAACCGAGUCCUGGAUAACAUCAGUAAGACGGAUGACCCUGACGAGGUCGAUUUUCAGCUUGAAUCUGCACGACGUCCGCGGCCAGAACAGAUCGAAGCAGACAUACAGAAGCUUAACCAAUCACUGUCCAAAAGAGAAAUCGCUGAGAUAAAUGAAAUGAUCCUCUGGCUCAACAAUGGCAUGUUGGUAAAGGUCGACUUGGCUAUGAUAGAGGCUGCUAUUGAAUUAGGGAUGGGGGAUUACGUUUCACCAUCCCUGAUGUCGAUGAGGUCCAAAAUCAAGUCAAAAUACACGCUUUUCCAGGUGGGAUGGAACGACACCGUCGAAUACAAAUACCCGGACAUUGGCGCUAUGAUUCCAAAUAAAGCUUCGACCCGAGGCAGCCAGAUCCCGAAUGACGAUACUGAAGUGAGCGCAACCGAGAUCAACAUCCUGAAGCAUUACCUCUCAACGGUAUGCCCCAAAUAUCUCUACGACAAGGUGGGAUUUGAAGAUUUUCUCGAAUCCAAGCUUGUCAGCAAAGGUUCUCAAAUACAUCAAGACUUGGAAAACGCGAAUAUCCUUCUUGCUCUGCGUUGCAUGAAAUGCCUUGUUGAAGAGCGAAGUGAGAAGACCCAACUGUUAUAUGAGCACAGCCAGGCGUUUUUGAUUGAUUAUUUGAAUACGACCGAUCUCUCAUUAGCUGAUAGGGAGCUCAAGUCAGAGGCUGGAGUAAUGCUAGUGCGUCUGUUUACUGAGCAAUACGCAAUCGGGUCGUUGCUCGGAUUCGAAGACUUUAAACCAGUGAUUAAUACCUAUUUCCGUUAUGGCGACGAGUUGUUUCCAUACUCCUGGGCAUCUUGGGUAUUCGGCCAGGCAGGAGUGGUCUGUAUCUCACGGUGGUUUAGCGAUUCUGCGGUCAUUGAAGAUGUCAAGGACAAUCCGAUUAUUACUGCGUUCAAUGACCCAGAUGCGGACCAUCGGAUGGUGCUGCUCAAGUUGGGCAUGCUUAGAGCUGCCAAUGAUCUUUUCCAGAGGGACACCGCGGAGAACGAAACUCGAAUGGCUUUCUUCUUCUUAUACUUCUUGAUCACCAAGAAAAAGCUACCACACCUCGAUGGGGCAUAUUCCGCUACAUAUGAGAUGUUUCAACUAGUUGAGAAUUGGUCGCAAGCUGCCCUAGAGCUCGCAGAGAAAGAUGCACUGUGGGAGGCACGCGCGGUUGAUGUGAUCCAAAGCGUCACCCAACAUCUCCCACCACAAACACGGGCUGAGUGUGUCAGAAGAGCCAAACGAGCUGUGGACUUUGAUCCAAAUUGCUGGCAAGGAUUAUAUGCGUUGUCAAGAGCCGGAGGCCGCAACGAGGAAAAUAUCAAUAUUCUAAAGGGCGUUGUGGACAGGUUGAUAGCGGAUGAAGGGUGGACAAGUCAGCCUCGAAACAAGAUCAUUCUCACCAGGAUUUUACUUGACCUGACACUGAGCUUCGAUCACGGAAGGGAUGAAAGAUGUGAAGAAAUUAAUCUCAGAAUCUUUGAAAUCGACAGAUCUCCAGAUGUCCUGGGCAAGAUUUGUCCCAUCUUGGAGAUAUACAGCGAGCUCGAGAAGUGGGAUGCCAUCAUCACCUUUUAUGAGCGGCUGUUGGAGGAGCCGGACAAAGAUCAAAACACCACGGGGGCCUUCCUGGCGCAGAAUAUUGGCGAAUACCCUUUGGUCGAUGUUACCUUUCAAGCCAUAAAGGCGAGAAACAGAUAUGAUCUUAUUGAAACUCUGUUUAACAAGGCCUACGCAACCGAGCCGCCAUCGCAAGAAUUGGACAAACUGCGACUCGAGCAUGGUCGAAUGCUAACUCGGCUUGAGGGCUACGAGGAGGCCGGUCUUUCAAUGUGGGAAGACUGCCGGCAAAUUCCGCAGGAUGAAAUUAAUAGAUUCCGCAACGGCUUGAUCAAUGUUUGGAUCAAGCUCGCUUAUCGCAAGGGUGCUUCUUCUGUAGAUGCCGAGUCCUAUCACACAAAACUCCAAGCGUACUACAGCGACUUUGAAAGCGACAUCGUUGGAGACCUGCAGAGCUGUGCUUCCAUGGCGCAAUACUUCUUCCGCACGGGCGAUGAACAAAAGGCCAAGGAGUUACUCAAAGGCCAUGUCUCCGGUGCGCUGGAGAUGUUGGAGGAUGAUGACCUUGACAAUGACACGGUGUCUCUCUAUACUCUCAGCGUCGCCUCUUGCGCCAUGAGUGAUUUACAAAACGCUCUCGUGGCUUGGGAGCUGCAAUACAUUGCUUUCAGGGCACAGAGACAUGAGAAUAAACGAAGGCAACUGAUCUGGAGGCAGAAGCAAGUCGCUGAAAUGAAGGACUCGGAAGAUCUAGGAAAGCGCGCAGGUGAAUCUACGGAAGAGGGGCAGGUUGCCGGCCUUGGUGAGACCGACUUACUAGAUCACGAUGAGAUCAACGGAAACGAAGAUGGGGCCCACGCUUCUAAGCUUGUAGCAAAGCUCAUGGAGGAGGAAAAUGAGAACACAGAAGAAGUUUGGUGGGACAUGGGGAAGCAGCUAGCGGACGAAGAAAUUGAUCCCAUGUCCUUGAUGUCAUCCGGGCUUACAUAUUGUCACAAUUGCCGCUUUGUUAGCUGGAAUAAUGCGGGAAUGUGGCUCUGUUUGACUCAUGCCGGACAGCGAGUUUUCCACGACGACUGCUACAAGAAGCUGAUGGACGGCAACGCCCCUGCUUCCGAGUGUAGCAAAGACGACGAAUUCUACCAAUUUCCAAUGAGGGACAAGGAACAAGCCAAGUCGUUACCGAAAGGAUGUGUGUUGGUUCAAGGCGAGGUUGUCGAAUAUGAACGCUGGAAAGCUGAGAUCCGGGACAAGUAUGUAGAAUUCGAGUAG